UUACUAUGUAUAAUGAUGCGGGCUGUUUGAGUGACCUCUCACAAAUGCAGUCUUCCCAACUCACUCAAUCAUGUAUCCAUUAAAGAACACUCACUCACACGCACAUACACAAAACAGUCUUUCAAGCUCUUGAAACAAGACCCGUUGGACAGCUGAAUGGACGACUGGCAGCAGACACGACAGGGAAGCUGUUGGGGUAGAGAGGAGAGGAAGGCAUGGUAGAACAGCUGACUGGCUGCAGAGGGGGGAGGAGAUGUGGAGGAAAGGCCUCUUUGGCGUUAGUCUGUAUCAAGAACACCAAGCAGUUAAGUGCUUCUAAAAAUGCCGCACAUAAACAUAUUUAGCGAAAUAAAUAUGGCAAUAUUAUUGUUAGAAAGACCUCUCAUAAACUAAAGCCACAAUAAUAAACAUACUGUAAAAUUAAUACCUUUGGAUAGAGCUUUUCUAUUCAGUCUAAUUAGAUUGCGCAGGUGUACAAAUGUUGUGGUUGGAGUAAAGUAAUUAAAAGACGUGAUUGGUGACUAUUAAUCUUGGUAAAUGUUUAGUAACCCGGGUUAAAAAAAACUCAAUGAGGUGGAGUCAUAGGUCAAACAGAGGAGAUGAUGGGAGGCGGUGGGAGGACACAGAGGACGUGUCGGGGUGACAGUGGGUGUGGCAAAGCUACAAAUAGCCGCGCUUGCUGCUUGGCGUUUCUUCACUUGGUUCCUCUCCCAGUUGCCCAGCAGGACAGUUGGGUCUCGGCCUCUCAAGCAGCUCCAUCACACCACAAAAUCAAACCAGCAGCCAUGAGCAAGUCCUAUUCCUCCUCGGCUCAGACGGCCUCCUCUUACCGCCGCACCUUCGGUUCUGGGGUCGGUUCAUCCCCGAUGUCUUCCCUCUUCUCCACUCACGGAGGUGGCCGCGGCUCUGCCUCGAGCCAUAUGUCUACUCGAGUCUAUGAAGUGAAGAGCAGCAGUGUUCCCUCCUUUUCCAGCUACAGGGUCUCAUCUGGGGGUGCCGGCCUGGGCGCCUCCACAGCCAUGCGCACUUAUGGCGAGAAACUUGACUUCAACCUGGCCGAUGCCAUGAACCAAGACUUCCUCAACACAAGGACCAACGAGAAGGCCGAGCUUCAACAUCUAAACGACCGUUUUGCCAGCUACAUCGAGAAGGUCCGUUUCCUGGAGCAGCAGAACGCGGCGCUGACGGUGGAGAUUGAGAAGCUGAAGGGCCGUGAGGGACCCGGCCGUGUGGCUGAGAUGUAUGAGGAUGAAAUGAGGGAGCUGAGGAGGCAGAUAGAAGCUCUGUCCAACCAGCGUGCCCGUGUGGAGGUGGAGAGAGACAACCUGGCCGACGACUUGCAGAAACUGAAGCUCAGACUACAGGAGGAGAUUCACCAGAAGGAAGAAGCUGAGAACAACUUAUCUGCCUUCAGAGCUGAUGUAGACAAUGCCACUCUGGCCAGGCUGGACCUGGAGAGACGCAUCGAGAGUCUGCAAGAAGAAAUUGCAUUCCUCAAGAAGAUACACGAGGAGGAGAUCCGUGAGCUGCAGAGCCAGAUGCAGGACACUCAGGUGCAGAUCCAGAUGGACAUGUCCAAACCCGACUUGACUGCCGCUCUGAGGGACAUCCGCAUGCAAUAUGAGGCGAUCGCAGCCAAGAACAUCUCAGAGGCCGAGGACUGGUACAAGUCUAAGGUCUCGGAUCUGAACCAAGCUGUCUCCAAGAACAACGAUGCCCUUCGUCAAGCCAAACAGGAUAGCAUGGAGUACAGACACCAGAUCCAGUCCUACACCUGCGAGAUUGACUCACUCAAGGGAACAAAUGAGUCUCUGCUGCGCCAGAUGAGGGACAUUGAGGACCGCAUGGGACGUGAGGCUUCCGGUUACCAGGACACGAUUGCACGUCUGGAGGAGGAUAUUGCCAAGAUGAAGGAUGAUAUGGCCCGUCACCUGAGGGAGUACCAGGACCUGCUCAAUGUGAAAAUGGCCCUGGAUAUUGAGAUUGCCACCUACCGCAAGCUGCUGGAGGGAGAGGAAAGCAGGAUCACCACAACUAUUCCUGUCCAGUCCGCCUAUUCUUCCAUUGGAUUCAGAGAGACCAGCCCCGAGUCUCAGCCUCAGCGCCCUUCUGAGGUGCACUCAAAGAAGACCGUUCUCAUCAAGACCAUCGAGACCCGCGAUGGAGAGGUUGUCAGCGAGUCCACACAGCACCAGCAGGACAUCAUGUAAGCAGAAGUCGACGACAUAACAGCCAUUAUUUACAAAAAAGGACAAAAAAAGAGAAACUACAAGCAUCCUCCCACUACAGUGUAUUGGUUUUUGAAAAAAGCCUAUUUUUAGAUACAAGAUGAAGCCAUUUUCUAAAAUUCUGCACCAGUAUUUAUGCUUAAACAGGAUUUAUUAGAACUGGCAAAAGCCUCCAGAGAAGCUUCAAUGCAUGACACAUGGUGAGAGAGAACAGUCGGCGCACAUAUUCCACGUUUUGUUAGUGCAAAAUUAGCAUUUUGUGCCAUUGUGGGCGACGAGAGCAAUGUGGGAAGACGGUGUUUAAAAAUGUCAAGCAACAUGAGCGUCUAAUGAAAAAGGAGAUAAGCCAUGUGUGUGACAUUUGAUCCGGGCCGUGUGCUGAGAGCGUGUGAUUGUAUGUGCAUGGGCGACCAUGUGGUGCCGCUUCACCCUGCCUAAAAAUGUCAAAUAAAGACAUUUAUUACCACGA
Messenger RNA from Dunckerocampus dactyliophorus (ringed pipefish), 2697 nucleotides. It is a transcript of the gene desma, whose product is annotated as desmin a. Gene Ontology annotation, biological process: skeletal muscle organ development. NCBI's taxonomy places the organism in Eukaryota, Metazoa, Chordata, Actinopteri, Syngnathiformes, Syngnathidae. The transcript is spliced from 10 exons. Gene Ontology annotation, cellular component: intermediate filament; sarcolemma; cell-cell junction. The record is from RefSeq and is a predicted model, not a curated record. The coding region runs from base 600 to 2210 and encodes 536 amino acids.